UUAUUUAAUUUCUCCCCUGCAUCGACCUAAUAUUGUUAUCCCCUGGCUGGCUGGGCUAGGCUAGCCUAGCAGGUACGUAGGCUGCCCUCGCAGCACCACGCACAGGCGCACUAGCUCUCUCUCUUAGCGAGCGGCAAACCACUCUUCUUCCUCCUCCAUAUCCAUCUCCACCUAUAUAAGCCGCGCGCCAGGCAGGGUUGCUUCCGCCACCACUCCUACAUACCGGUCCCUGUCCCUGUCGACCCCUCGAGGCGGAUCCCACGAUGGUGAAGUUCUCGCGGGAGUACGAGGCCAGCAUCAUCCCCGAGUGGAAGGCCGCCUUCGUCGACUACAAGGGCCUCAAGAAGCUCGUCAAGAGGAUCAAGAUCGCCCGCCGCGACCGCGCUGCCCGUAGUACCAGCAACGACCACGACGACGCCACCACCACCACCUAUGGCUUCUCCGUCCUCGACCCCGUCCGCGCCCUCGCCUCCCACUUCAACAACGCCACGCCCCCGGCCUCGCCAGAGGGCGGCAGCGACGACGCCUUGAGGAGCUUGGAAUCGGAUUCAGGGGAGCUCGUGAGAGCCACGGACAAGCAUGAGCAAGAGUUUGUGGAGAGGGCGGACGAGGAGCUGGAGAAGGUGAACAAGUUCUACGCGGCGCAGGAGGCGGACAUGCUGGCGCGCGGCGACGCGCUCAUCGAGCAGCUCCGCAUCCUGGCGGACGUCAAGCGGAUCCUCGCCGACCACGCGGCGGCGUCGUCCCGGCGCGGCCGCGCGCGGCUCGCCCGGACCGGCGGGAACUCGUCGCCGCCGUCCGUGGACGGCUCCAACAGCGGCCGGCACCUCCUCUCUUCUCCCUUCGUGGCCUCGUCGCCGCAGUCCAUGUCAGACGGGAGCGUGCAGCUGCAGCAGGCGCGCGUGGCGGAGGGCGCGGCUGUGGCGGAGGAGGUGAUGGCGGCGCUGGAGCGCAACGGCGUGAGCUUCGUGGGCGGCGGGCUGGGCAAGGCCAAGAAGGACGGCAGCGGGAAGCAGCUCAUGGGGCGCGCCGCGCUGCUGCAGCUGCCGGCCACGGUGCGCAUCGACAUCCCGCCCACCAGCCCCGGCCGGGCCGCGCUCAAGGUGUGGGAGGAGCUCGUCAACGUGCUCCGCAAGGACGGCGCCGACCCCGCCGCCGCCUUCGUCCACCGCAAGAAGGUCCAGCACGCCGAGAAGAGCAUCCGCGACGCCUUCCUCGCCCUCUACCGCGGCCUCGACCUCCUCAAGAAGUUCAGCUCCCUCAACGUGAAGGCUUUCACCAAAAUACUGAAGAAAUUCGUCAAGGUGUCGGAGCAGCAUCGGAAAGGAGACCUGUUUUCAGAGAAGGUGAAGAGGUCGCCGUUCAGCAGCUCUGACAAGGUGCUUCAGCUGGCGGACGAGGUGGAGUGCAUCUUCUUGAGGCAUUUCGCGGGCAACGACAGGAAGGUGGCCAUGAAGUACCUCAAGCCGCAGCAGCCCAGGAACACCCACAUGGUCACCUUCCUCGUAGGCCUGUUCACAGGCACAUUUGUGUCCCUGUUCAUCAUAUACUCGGUCCUAGCCCAUGUCGCCGGCAUUUUCUCUUCGACCGGAAACACAGCCUACAUGGAGAUCGUUUACCAUGUCCUCAGCAUGUUUGCGCUCAUCAGCCUGCACGUCUUCCUGUACGGGUGCAACCUCUCCAUGUGGAAGGGCACCAGGAUCAACCACAACUUCAUCUUCGACUUCUCCAGCACCGCCCUGACGCACCGGGACGCCUUCCUCAUGUCGGCGUCCAUCAUGUGCACCGUCGUCGCGGCGCUGGUCGUCAACCUGUUCCUCAGGAACGCCGGGGCGACCUACGCCAACGCGCUGCCCGGGGCACUUCUGCUGCUGUCAGCAGGGGUUCUGUUCUGCCCAUUCAACAUUUUCUACCGCUCCACGCGCUUCUGCUUCAUGCGCGUCAUGCGCAACAUCGUGCUGUCGCCAUUCUACAAGGUUCUGAUGGCGGAUUUCUUCAUGGCUGACCAGCUAACCAGCCAGAUCCCACUGCUAAGACACCUCGAGUUCACGGGGUGCUACUUCAUGGCUGAAACAUUCAGAACUCACGCGUAUGGAAGCUGUACCAGCAGCUCCCAAUACAAGAACCUGGCAUACGUGCUCUCUUUCCUGCCAUACUACUGGCGAGCGAUGCAGUGUCUGAGAAGGUACCUGGAAGAAGGCCACGACAUGAACCAGCUUGCUAACGCCGGCAAGUACGUAUCAGCGAUGGUGGCAGCUGCGGUUAGGUUCAAGUACGCCGCGACGCCUACGCCGUUCUGGAUGUGGAUGGUCAUUGCAUCAUCUACCGGCGCCACCAUCUACCAGCUCUACUGGGAUUUCGUCAUGGACUGGGGCUUCCUGAACCCAAAAUCCAAGAACUUUUGGCUCCGGGAUCAGCUCAUCCUCAAGAACAAGUCGAUCUACUAUGCUUCCAUGAUGCUCAACCUCGUGCUGCGCCUAGCCUGGGCCGAGAGCGUGAUGAAACUCCGUCUCGGUAUGGUGGAGUCUCGCCUGCUGGAUUUCUCGCUCGCUUCGCUGGAAAUCAUCCGACGAGGGCACUGGAACUUCUACAGGCUGGAGAAUGAGCACUUGAACAACGCUGGAAAGUUCAGAGCAGUGAAGACUGUCCCAUUACCGUUCCGUGAGCUUGAAACUGACUGAUGAAGACGGAGCUCCAUGUUGAACAGCAGGAAUUUAGGGGGAAGAAUUCCAGGAAUGGAUACACUGUCCCCUGCAAGAACUGGUGUUUAAGUGGUAAUAAAACGAAUCGGAGAGCGUAACUGCACAAGACCGAGACGCUGCAGAUUUUAGGAUGGAAUAAGCUCAGGCGGGUGCGCCAGGGUAUAACAUGAGGCGUUCUGGUCAGGAGAGAUGAUGUGCAUUUAACUAGCUAGUGGUCGAUUGAGAAUUGUUGCAUGUCAAUCGACUAACAAGAUCUUAAUUUUGUCGAUCGUUUAAGUUGUGAAAAUGUAUCUGGGAAUUGGUGACUGAAAAAAAUUGCAUGGAACGAAACAUAUGGUCGUUAACUAA
This is a messenger RNA of Zea mays, 3050 nucleotides long. RefSeq names its product phosphate transporter PHO1-2. Gene Ontology annotation, cellular component: membrane. Bases 264 to 2681 code for a protein of 805 amino acids. Gene Ontology annotation, biological process: cellular response to phosphate starvation. NCBI's taxonomy places the organism in Eukaryota, Viridiplantae, Streptophyta, Magnoliopsida, Poales, Poaceae. The transcript is spliced from 15 exons. The record is from RefSeq and is a predicted model, not a curated record.